Suillus discolor is the source of this 2376-nucleotide messenger RNA. RefSeq lists its product as uncharacterized. The record is from RefSeq and is a predicted model, not a curated record. Lineage: Eukaryota; Fungi; Basidiomycota; Agaricomycetes; Boletales; Suillaceae. The coding region runs from base 1 to 2376 and encodes 791 amino acids. The transcript has 2 exons.
AUGACACGGCGAUGUCGCAGGAAUGUACCAAAACAACAAACCAGAGCAGAGCUUGCAGGAGAAGCUCAGAAAACAGACAGCUCUUCGAGUCCGCGUGUACCUAAGACACAAUACCAACAUUUCAUUCCACGGUUCAUAUUACGAAGAUUCCAAGUCGGACCUGUGAAGUCCAGAAAAGAACGAGACAAAGAAUUUCAACGCACCGGUGUUGAUCCUGAAUACGUCCGCUACUAUGAUGUUGCUACAGGUAGUCUUGACAUUCGUCCUAUUGGAAAGGUUUACGGCGUACCGAAUGUCUACCAGGACGUCCGAAACGCCCUUAAUAUCAACGAAGUAGAGGAGAAAUUAGGGAAACUCGAAAAUCGUGCGGCCUCCAUUAUCACGGACUUGCACAAAGCGCUUCCUCAGGGUACUUUGACUCUGAAGCGGAGGACGCUAGAGGACCUGCGGAAGUUCCUAUUUAUCAUGCAUUAUCGCAAUGUAUCAUGCUCCGACAUCUACUUUCAAGCGGAUCACCCGGAGAACGCAAGCAGCCGUCAGUGGAUUGAGUCCUUCAUGCAGGCGAAGGGUCUUCAUUCUGCUGCCGAGGCAUGGCUAUACUUCCUCAGAUACUACCUGGAUACAUCUCAUUCAAACAUCAUGCAAGAUGCUGCAGAACUUGUAGAGAAGUACGGCGAAGGUGGUCUUCAAAAAAUGAUGAUUGAAUCUCAUAUCCCACCUGAUCUCGAACACUUCCCAGCUUACACUUACUACGUUCAGGCGAAUGGCUACUUCUUCAGUAUCUGGGAAGCCGCAGAGGGAGAAGAAUUCAUCAUUACAUCCCACACAUUUGGUCUGUGGGAGGGAUUGGGAUAUGGUUGCCCUGGCAUGCACCGCAUAUUCGUAGUCAGCCCUCGCAUUGCUAUCGUCCUGCGUCAUGUGUUAUCGCGUCCAGAGUUGAAAGAAGACACGAAGCCUGGUGCCUUCGUGAGCUGCUUGCUCGACGUGAAUCCAGCACCACCAACUCCAAUUUACACCCGUGGAGAACACGGCACACAUAUCGACCAAAUAAAUUUCCAAUCUGCGAUGGCACUUGCACGUUACAGAUCCUCCCAGAAAGGGGAGGAUGACAGUUUUGUGUUCAAGAUCACAAAGCUGUCGCGACCCCAAACAUUAAACUUCAAUUCCGUUCUAUUAGUGAAUGUGACGGAGACAGGCUCUUUGACCUUCCUGUCAAAGGAGAGCAUGCUCCGUUCCGCGCGUGCAUUCCUGAGUUGGCCAGUCUAUGGGCUGCUCGUUCCGCUCAUCGCCCGAUUAACGGAUCCCACGGAGUCAGAAGUGUCGGCUCCUCGCCCACCAUCACAGUCGCCAGUGGCUGUCCCCGAUCAGGACGUGGAUGCACUUACCCUCGUUGAUGUAGGGCUCUAUGUGCUCCUAAUGCAGAUAUGCACGGGUAUCAGGCAGUUCGAAACGGCAUACGGCAGGGCACAUCUAGUCUUCAGAAUCAUGGAUAAAGCAAAGCCCACUUCAUUCGCAGACGAAAUCAGUCGAGAAGUCGAGAAGGCUUUCAAGAUCUGCAAAGAUUCGGAGGAUGAAAUGCCCGUUGGAGAGGGCAUCAGUUUCGCUCCCUUGCUCUCUUCAAUUUCCAACGAGUUGUCUUCUAAACUCUUCCGAUUCAUGAUACCUUGCAUGAGCAGACUGGGCGCAGUGAUGUCUGGAGGUGAAGGAAUUAUGGAAGAGCUCCAAGAUGAAGUCACCGUAGUGUGCUUUCUUGCACGUGCGUCGAGCAGCCCAGCAGUGUGGCAUGCACUCUCGUGUAUCAGCCCACAGGCCCCUGAAAUCUUGUCAAAGGUAUUCAAGGAAGGCACUCCAGGAGAUGCAUCUACUGCGAGCUUCACGCGGUUGAUGUACCGCCAGCGGGCUUCGCUAUCAUCUUUCUCUUCCGGGUUCCACCUGGCAUAUUCGUUACGAGCAAUGUGCGCAAUGUCUGGGCCAACCACCAAUACCGUCAGUCGGAGCUACUAUCAGUUAACGGCUUCUAUAAUACAACGUCUCGGUCGCACAAUGCUGGGAUACCUGCCGGAGCCAUAUGCUUCGCAGCCACGCGAGAGGCCCAAGGCCCGGCUUAUCUACAAAAUCCCAGAAAAACAUUCAGACUUACUUUUUUCGAAUAUGAAGAUGAUACUGCGGUAUUCGCUCCCGGGAUAUGUGCCAUCGCCAGGAGGGAACACUCCAGAACAGACCCUCAUGAGGUGGAUAGAUGAGAUGGCCAUCGUCGGUAGUCUUGUGUGGUUGGGGAAGCACAGGAGGAAUUAUUUGGACUUCACUCUGCAUGUGUUUCUGCAGGGUAUGAAUUUCAAGCUGUUUGAAGAUGAAGAAGCCACUGGGAGUACCUAG